GGCUUGGGCGGUUGUCUUGGAGAAGCAACAUGGCGGCGACGGCGGCCGCGGUGGUGGCCGAGGAGGAUACGGAGCUGCGGGACUUGCUGGUGCAGGCGCUGGAGAACAGCGGGGUCCUGAACCGCAUCAAGGCUGAACUCCGAGCAGCUGUGUUUUUAGCGCUGGAGGAACAAGAAAAAGUAGAGAACAAAACUCCUUUAGUCAAUGAGAGCCUGAAAAAGUUUUUAAAUACGAAAGAUGGCCGGCUGGUGGCUAGUCUCGUUGCCGAGUUUCUUCAGUUUUUUAAUCUUGACUUUACCUUGGCUGUUUUUCAACCUGAAACUAGCACAUUGCAAGGUCUCCAAGGUUGAGAGAACUUAGCCCGAGAUUUAGGAAUUAUUGAAGCAGAAGGUACUGUGGGUGGACCCUUAUUGUUAGAAGUGAUCAGACGCUGUCAACAGAAAGAAAAAGGGCCGACCAGUGGGGAAGGUGCACUAGAUCUCUCUGAUGUACAUUCUCCACCAAAGUCACCAGAAGGAAAAACAAGUGCACACACUCCUCCCAGUAAAGCCAGCAGUGAUGCUAGUGAGAGUGAUACCAGGAUCUCGUCGUCAGAACCACGGAGCAAAAGUAGUCUUCCCUUACUGGCCCAUGAGACAAAACUUGGAUCCUUGUUAAGCAGCAGAAGUCUAGACGUCAAAGACAAAGCUGGCCCUUGUCCAGAUGAAGACGACAUGGAAGGAGAUUCUUUCUUUGAUGAUCCCAUUCCUAAACCAGAAAGAACUUAUGGUUGGAGAAGUGAGCCUGGCAAGCAGGCAGGAAGCCUUGCCGCGCUCUUGGACGUGCCCACCUUCAAAAGUGGACUCAGCUCCCUCACUGGAGCCCCCUCGCUGAAGGAUUCUGAAAGUAAAAGGGGAAACACAAUUUUGAAAGAUCUUAAAUUGGUCAGUGAUAAAAUUGGAUCACUUGGAUUAGGGACUGGAGAAGAAGAUGACUAUAUUGAUGAUUUUAAUAGUACCAGCCAUCGCUCAGAAAAAAGUGAGCUGAGUAUUGGUGAAGAGAUCGAGGAAGACCUCUCUGUGGAAAUAGAUGACGUCAAUACCAGUGAUAAACUUGAUGACCUCACACAGGACCUGACUGUGUCCCAGCUCAGUGACGUUGCGGAUUACCUGGAAGAUGUCGCGUGAGCAUGAGAGAAGGAAGUGUUCUAACCUGCGAAGGACAAAGGACUCUGAUCAGAUCCUUUUUUUUUUUUUUUUCCCAGACAAUCACUCUUUGCUGGAAUGUCUACUCCCUAUCGGUGCCUUGUGUUUCAAGAAGAUGACAGAUAUUUUUAAAAAUUAACUUUUCAUUACACUAAACAAAGUACUUCCUAUUUGAGCCCUUGUGUGGCAGAUUUAAUAUUCUUAACUUGGUUUAGCUCCAUGUUUCUCUCUGGAAGUUGAUCACGCUCAGAUUGACUACAAGGAGCGAGCCUAUGAAAUGCCAGUAUUCAGCACGUAGCGAGGGCAUCAGGAAAGCCGUAGGUUCACACGGCCAUGCAUGCGUGCCUGUGGGCCAGCUGCCGGGGUCAGGC
Molecule: messenger RNA, 1555 nt
Organism: Hippopotamus amphibius kiboko
Lineage: Eukaryota; Metazoa; Chordata; Mammalia; Artiodactyla; Hippopotamidae
Product: centrosomal protein 43-like
Exons: 1
Biological process (GO): microtubule anchoring
Cellular component (GO): centrosome
Molecular function (GO): protein binding
Source: RefSeq, a predicted model, not a curated record